Pseudomyrmex gracilis is the source of this 1325-nucleotide messenger RNA. RefSeq lists its product as uncharacterized. Gene Ontology annotation, cellular component: nucleus. Bases 48 to 1037 code for a protein of 329 amino acids. NCBI's taxonomy places the organism in Eukaryota, Metazoa, Arthropoda, Insecta, Hymenoptera, Formicidae. Gene Ontology annotation, molecular function: RNA polymerase II transcription regulatory region sequence-specific DNA binding; DNA-binding transcription factor activity, RNA polymerase II-specific. The record is from RefSeq and is a predicted model, not a curated record. Gene Ontology annotation, biological process: regulation of transcription by RNA polymerase II. The transcript has 11 exons.
CGGCUUUUGUCCAGUGUAGUUAUUACUUGUUACCUUUUUCUUCGAAGAUGUUUAUCUGUUCGUAUUGUUCACUGGCCUUUGCUACGGAAGGAGUACUUAAUUUUCAUGUUAAAAAAUGUCGCAAAAUAACUGAAGGAAUAAAAUCGUCGCAGGCGGAAUCCGGGCCCGAGGACUUCCUCACCAGUGCUAAUAAAAUAUUUUCAAAUAUACUGGAAAUCUGUGAAUAUUGCUAUCAGAAUUUUGAUACAUCGGAGGAACUUGUCGCGCACAGAACAAUAUGUAUAAUUAAAAAUGUGCACUGCAUGUUGGAUAAACUGGCCAAAAUUGAUUUAACACGGAGUGGCAAACAGCCUGCAAAGAUAUUGACACCUUCUUCUUCGUUAUCAACGUCAAGUGACCAUUCUGAACAGAAAUCUAAUAAAGAACGUAACUUGAGCAGUUUUGCUGAUUUAUAUCAUGCCAUAGAUUGCGCACUGAUGCCUCCUCCUACAACAUCGGUGUCAAAAGAACUCAGUGUACAAAAAUAUUCAAAAAAACGACUAUUCGACACUUCUGAUACAGAUCGUUCCAACAAAUGUAACGUCAACUUAGAAUUAACCUCUCCUCCGAAGAUUUUCCGUUUCGAUGACAAAAAUCAAAAAAAGAUUGAGAAGAAUGACACAGAGCAAGAAAUUGCCGCUGAUAAUAUAUGUCAUAUCGCUACAUCUGUACUCAAGCUAGCGCCCUGUGAAUAUUGUUCAGUGAGUUUUGAGACUGAGGCAGAACUUCUUGCACAUAGUAAAAUAUGUGAUGCGAAGAACAAUCCGUACACAAAAGAAACGUUUGAAUGCAUCAACUGUUUAUUAAAAUUCCAAUCACUGAGUAAACUAACAAUUCAUAUUUCACAGUGUUUCAAGAAAAACGACCAACAAUUUUGGUGUCCGGACUGCGGAAAUCUAUUCUGGACCAUUCACAAGCUUGCAACACAUAAGACAUUUUAUUGUGAGAAAAAAAGCCAACGCCAAUUAAAAGCAAUAGGAAAAUGGAAUAAAUUGUAAUAUAAAUUCACUCACUGCGUCAUAUUUUCCAAAAGAAAGAGAGAAUAAAAUGAACGAAUGAUAGAAAAUACAAGAUGCCAAGUGAUAAUUUUCUUUUGCAUACACAAUCUUAGAACAUAACUUGCAAAAAAGAUAACAAACAACGAAAAUUGUGAUUGCAUAUAACGAUCAUCUUGACAAUUGGAUUUAAGUAUUAUUUUACUAAUGUUAGUUUACGAUUACGUUUUUUUAUGUUUUGCUUGAUAAUAAUUUUUGACAAGUACACGUUAGAAAACAGACUUCAGGUGU